UCUCUCUCUCUCUCUCUCUCUCGCUCUCGCUCUCUCAUGUAGGUAGCUCAUAGGGACACACUUUGCAGAUUGGAGGCCCGAGGGAAGAGCUCGGCUCAGCUCAGCUCGUCUCAUCGUCGAUCUCCGUCUAGCUACCUCUACUUACUCCAUCUAGCUCGAUUGCUUCUUGGUUGCUGGGCAUGGACAAUAUGACCCACAACUCGAGCAGCAGCAGCUCCUGGGACUUGGACAUGAGCCUCGGCAGCCACCACCACCCUCUCCUCUUCGACCACCCCACCCCAACUCCGCCGGCGCCACCGCCACCGCCACCGCCAUUAUCCUUCCACCUCCACCAUCCUCCUCCACCCCCGCAUCAACACCCUCACCACCACCAGCAGCACCUAGCCAUAGAUCCCUCUCCUUCCUCCUCCCUAUUCCCUCCUCCACCUCACCACCACCACCACCAUCUCCACCACCUCGACUUGGCCGUCGACCCCCACCGACAUCAGCAUGACUACCAACGUGACCAGCACCCGGAAGAGAUGCAGCAGCGGCCGCCGCCCGCGAUGGAAGACAGUUCACACCAGCUUCAUCACCAGGACGCGGUUGACGAGGCGGAGGAGGAGCUGGGUGCGAUGAAGGAAAUGAUGUACCGGAUCGCCGCCAUGCAGCCGGUGGACAUCGACCCGGCCACCAUCAAAAAGCCGCGCCGCCGCAACGUCCGCAUCAGCGAGGACCCGCAGAGCGUCGCUGCCCGUCACCGCCGCGAGCGGAUCAGCGAGCGCAUCCGCAUCCUCCAGCGCCUUGUGCCUGGUGGCACCAAGAUGGACACGGCAUCGAUGCUCGACGAGGCCAUCAGAUAUAUCAAGUUCCUCAAGCGCCAGGUCCAAGACCUCCAGCACCAGCCUGCGCCGCAUCAACAGCAGCACUAUCCCGGUGGAGGCGGCAGCGGCGGCGCUGGUCCGAGCAGUACCGCCGCUGUGGCCGGGCGGCCGGCUUUCUUGCCGCUGGGCGCCGGAUCCCUGAUCGACUGGGCAGGGCUGACGAGGCAGGUGGAUGUCCACGGGCCAACGUCCUCGUCCUCCUCCUCGUCGAUGGGCGGCGCGCUAGGUUUCGGAUUCAGCACGGGCGGUCAAAGCAGCCACGGAAUGCAUUGAGAAUCUAAAGAAGAACGAGCGAGCUGUCCCCAUAUAGGGGAUGGAUGGAUUAACUAGGGAUGGAUGCAUCGAUAAGAUGACUAGAGCGAGGUAAUUUUGAUUUAAUUUCUUCCUAACGUUUCUUCGUCUUCUUCUUCUUCUUCUUCUUCUUGCGAAUUUGUGUACUGGAUGUUUCCUAUGAUGAAAUUAAGUACAAUUUAUCAAUAAGAUUAGCUAGGGCUUGCUCUAA
Molecule: messenger RNA, 1365 nt
Organism: Hordeum vulgare subsp. vulgare (domesticated barley)
Lineage: Eukaryota; Viridiplantae; Streptophyta; Magnoliopsida; Poales; Poaceae
Product: transcription factor bHLH87-like
Exons: 1
Coding region: 180-1136 (318 amino acids)
Biological process (GO): regulation of DNA-templated transcription
Molecular function (GO): DNA-binding transcription factor activity; protein dimerization activity
Source: RefSeq, a predicted model, not a curated record